CCCCUCCCCACUUUCUCAACCCCCGGACUUCCAACGGCCAAACUGCCGACUUGGAUGGAUAGAGAGUUGGAGGAUUACCCCAGGGCGGGGGACGAGAGGGAGAACUUUUUCUCUUUUGUUGUUAAAGUGCCAUUUAUUUCAGCGUGGCAGAGGAGAUGUGGGGAUCUGUGCUGAGACUUCUCAGACAGAUUUACUUACACUUGUGUGUGGAGUCAUAGACGGGGAGUUUAACGGUUGAAGUUCUCAGAGAGAGUGAGGCGCUCGCGACGGAGAACAGAAACGAGCUAACCUUUGUCACAUCUGCGGUCUGAGGUUGUUAAGAGACGAUUUGCAUGAGGCAGGCAUAACGAUACCGCUGCUGUUGGUUAGAGGAGCUUGGGAGUUUAUAAAGAGCCGUAGGUUAAGUUGAGGAAAAACCGGUUUUCCCUGGUACUCUACUGCAGCUUUUGUGUUUUUGAAUGGUGGGCCGUUUUUCCUGCCUGACAGGGCCGAUUGUCAAGAAGAAGUUUCAGCUGCCGAGCACGCACGCUCAUCGUUGUCAAUCCUGCACAGAUGGACUUCAGAUAAUACCUUAAGUUCUACCCUCAUCCUGAACUUCAGCCUGUCCCGGAGCCUUUAACAUUCAGCCAGAAUGACUGAUCCCACUGGGCUGAGCCCCGAAGGGGAAGGGGCAGGAAUGGCUGAGGCCGACGUGUGUAGUUUGGAAAUAGAGAGAAAAUAUGAUAUCAUCCCUGCAGUCAUCUGCUCCAUGUGUUGCCUUUUUGGCAUCAUCUAUUGCUUCUUUGGUUACCGCUGUUUCAAGGCUGUCAUGUUCCUGUCUGGUCUAAUGUUUGGCUCGGUCAUUAUCUUCUUGCUGUGCCACAAGGAGCAUGUUCUGGACACCCAGCUCAGUGUGGAGGCGAGCGCAGGUAUUGGCCUCGGCAUAGGCCUCCUAUGUGGUCUGGUCACCAUGCUUGUGCGAAGUGUCGGCCUCUUCAUGACAGGCCUGCUGCUGGGACUCCUUCUGGCUCUCGCUGCCCUGCUGGUCACUCACCAGUUCUACACUCCCACCACAGUCUGGGUGCCCCUGGGUGCUCUUCUGGGAGCAGGCAUGCUGUUUGCUGUGCUCACACUGCAGUGGCAGAAGAUCUUCACCAUGAUAUCCACCUCCGUGUUUGGAGCAGCUAUCAUGACAGUGUGUGCCGAUUACUUUGUGGAGAUGCUGGCUUUGGCCACACAUAUGUAUGACUGCUUGCGCCUAACACCUGGGCCAGCACUCUGCUGGUACAGCUGGGUCAUUCUGGGCAUCUGGCCUGCUCUCAGCCUUAUAGGAGUUCUGGUCCAGUGGAAACUGACAGAUGACAACUUCUCACACACUGAGGUUGUCAUCAGUCGUAGACAGAAGAGAGUCCAGCUGAUGCGGAUUCGGGAAAAGGACGCCAAGAAGCGACAGCAGGCAGGUGGGCAGGAAGGCACGUAUCGCCGUAAACCCACCCCAGUCAAACGUUACGCUGGGGAUCUACUGGCACCGAGCUACCUUCAAAGUUUGCGGGACAGACAGAUGGGCACAGGCACUUCCCUUAGCAGCCUUGGCACCACAAACCAAACCAUGAUCGACAUGGACUACGAUACCAGCUCCACGGUUCCCCUAACAGCCACAACUCCUGUCGUCAGGGUCUGAGCAAGACCGGCAUAAGAAGGGACUACUUUAUGCUCUGUGGUUCUUCCAUUGUGUCUUUCUAAUAUAUAGAAUAGAACUUAUUAAUAGCUCCACUGUCUGAAGGUUUUAUUUUCAUAAAAUAGAUUUGGAGCGAGUUUUUUCCUGCGUGUGCGGUGGAACAGACGGCGCUCUCUGGGAGGAAAAAACAGGUGUAAAACUCCUGUUUGAUGAUGCUAAAACCACUAUAGCCCCUGUUUCUCAGAGAAACAACAAAAUACAUAUUCUAAUAAAGCAAGGCCACUCAUUUCAACUCUUUGUAUUGAAUACAUAACAGCAAGUACGAGCCUCAGAAACAAGGAUUUCUGUUUUUGGUGUCUGACUUUAUGUGUACUGUACUUCUGAAGUUAGCCAUUGUGUUGUGAUGUUACCUUUUUUAUUUUUAAACUGUGCAACUGUAAGAUCUGAGGAAGGUUUUGUAUGUUUUUUUUGGUUUUUUUUUACUGGAGUGUUGUGAGAAAGUAAAGCAUGACGUGGAUACAUGGAGUUUGGCAAAGUGAAGCAAAAACUCUGUGUUCCCAUUUUUUUCUGUUUUUGUUUGUUUUUUACCUAUUUAAAAGCUCUUUGUUGGGGCUUCCAGCAGGGUCUCUUCUAGCGGCACCUCAGACCUGUCUUUGUAUUUGCAGUCUAACUCUUGUCAGAAUACAAUCUAUGAAGAAUUUAGACUUUUAUGUAAGCUUGAGGAGGAAUCUUCUUUAAAUAUAAUUUAUAUAAUGACCAAGUAUGUGGUAGUGUUUUCUUUCUUUCUCUCUUUCUCUCUUUUUUAAGGACAAAAAACAAAGCAUGUUUGUUGGUCAUUUUUAGACUUUUAAAUACUUUUCCAUUUGUUUUUGGAAUUUUUCAGGAACCCCAUUCUUGUUACCUGAAUAUGUAAAUACUUGUU
Messenger RNA from Melanotaenia boesemani (Boeseman's rainbowfish), 2579 nucleotides. RefSeq names its product transmembrane protein 198-like. Gene Ontology annotation, cellular component: plasma membrane. NCBI's taxonomy places the organism in Eukaryota, Metazoa, Chordata, Actinopteri, Atheriniformes, Melanotaeniidae. The coding region runs from base 632 to 1660 and encodes 342 amino acids. The record is from RefSeq and is a predicted model, not a curated record. The transcript has 5 exons.